GGGAAGAACACCGCGAACGGCGAGGAGGAGGCGCGCAACACAAGCAGCCAAACAAACCGACCGCUGCAUAGUCAACUCCGCCAUCGAGUCCCUGGGGUAAGCCGAAGAGAGUCGUCACGGGAGAGGGAAGGAGAACCCUCUACAGUCUGCAGAAUGUUCUCCUCGGUGCAGGCCUACGAGGGUCAGCAGUUUGCAGAACUAAGGAAACAGUGCCAGCAGAGCAGGAAGCUGUUUGAGGAUCCUCUCUUCCCUGCCACAGAGCAGUCCUUGUUCUAUCAGGAAAAUCGCAUAGGUACAGUCACCUGGAAGAGACCCAAGGAACUCUGCGAUGAUCCACAUCUUUUUGUCCAUGGGAUCAGUGCCCAUGACCUGCACCAGGGGCAGCUGGGAAACUGCUGGUUUGUGGCUGCCUGUUCCAGCCUGGCUUCCAGAGAGGCACUGUGGCAUAAAGUGAUUCCUGACUGGAAAGACCAGGAAUGGGAUAACAACAAGCCUGAGGCUUACGCUGGGAUCUUCCACUUCCGCUUCUGGCGCUUCGGCCAUUGGAUAGAUGUCGUUAUCGAUGAUCGCCUGCCCAUUGCCAACGGGAAUCUGGUUUACUGCCAUUCAAACGACAAAAAUGAGUUCUGGAGUGCCCUGGUGGAGAAAGCCUAUGCCAAGGUGUACGGCUGCUAUGAGGCUCUAGAUGGCGGCAACACAGCUGACGCGCUGGUGGAUUUCACUGGAGGCGUGUCGGAGCCCGUCGAGCUGCUGGAGGGCCACUAUGGCCAGGACGAGGAGGCACGUAACCAACUGUUUGAGCGCGUCCUUAAAGUCCACCAGCGGGGUGGCCUGAUCAGCUGCUCCAUCAGGGCAACCAGUCAGGCGGACAUGGAGGCCCGGCUGGACUGCGGCCUGGUGAAGGGCCACGCCUACGCAGUGACGGAGGUGCAACGGGUACGUCUGGGCCACGGCCUGCUGGCCUUCUUCAAGGCUGAGAAGCUCUCCAUGAUCCGCCUCCGUAACCCCUGGGGCGAGAGAGAGUGGAACGGACCGUGGAGUGACAGCUCUGAGCAAUGGCAGAAGGUCAGUAAGAGUGAGAGGGAGAAACUGGGUGUCGUCGUGCAGGACGAUGGUGAAUUCUGGAUGGAUUUCGAAGACUUCGCUAAGCACUUCACAGACCUGAUCCUGUGUCGGCUCAUCAACACGUCCUACCUGAGCGUCCAUAAGACCUGGGAGGAAGUGGUGAAAUUUGGCUCCUGGGUCCACGAGACUGACCCGCUGAGAAACCGCGCGGGAGGAUGCAUAAACCACAAAGGCACGUACCCCCAGAACCCCCAGGUGUGUGCGCAGGAGAUGGUGGAGUGCUGCUUUUCGUGUGUGUGUGUGUGUGUGUGUGUGUGUGUGUGUGUGUGUGUGUGUGUGUGUGUGUCUGGUACGGCUUUAUUUCCAGUAUGUAUUUUUCUGUUUUGUCUCCAGUAUGUGUUUGAUGUGAAGAAGCCUGAGGAUGAGGUUUUGAUCUGCCUUCAGCAAAGAGACAGAAGAGCUCGACCCAAAGAGGGCAAAGGAGAAAACCUGGCAAUUGGGUUUGACAUUCAACGGGUGGAGCUGAACAGGAUCUACCGCAUGCACAUAAGCCAGCAGAAGAUGUGCAGCUCCGUCUACAUCAACUCUCGCAGUGUGUUCCUGCGUAAGGAUCUCAAAGAGGGCCGCUAUGUCGUCAUCCCCACGACUUUUGACCCAGGCCUGCAGGGAGACUUUCUACUGCGAGUCUUCACAGAUGUGCCUUCAGACUGCAAGGAGCUCACCCAGGAUGAGCCACCUCAGACCUGUUGGACGGGUCUGUGUGGCUACCCUAAGCUGGUCACUCAGGUGCAUGUGAUGAAAGGCACUGGACUACAGGCACAGGACUCUGACGGAUCCUCGGACCCGUACGUCAUCAUCAGCUGUGAAGGGGUGAAGGUGCAGUCCCCCGUACAAAAAGACACGCUGACCCCAGACUUUGACGUGAAGGCACUGUUCUACAGAAAGAAACCCAAAGCCAACAUUCUCAUUCAGAUCUACAAUAAGAACAUGCUGAGAGACUCGUUCAUGGGCCAAGCGACUCUGAGUGCUGACGUGUCGGACGUGCAGCAACAAACCGUGCGCCUGCGGAACAAAGGCCAGGGCAGCGACCUCCCAGGCAUACUCAGCGUGAGUGUCCUCACCAGCAACGUCCUCACCGGCAUCUGAGGGUGACCUGACCGGUCCAUGCCGCCAUCAUGCUUCCCUUCAGCAUUAUGAAAGCUGUUGCAGGUCGGGUACUUUUGAAUUUUGUGUCAUUUUUACUAAUUGUGGCCUUUUGUUUCCAAGGCCUCUUGGAACAAAAAUGGAAUUAUAUUACAUCAUCACUUUAGCUUAUUCCUUCUACUGUAGGUGUCAAGGUCAGUUUUUAGGGGUCAAAUACUUGAUUUAAAAUGAUGCCACUAUCAAACCAAAGAAAGCCAUUCUUGUCUGAAGGGCAGGGAAUUGUGUGUAGUGACCAAAUAGAGUCUCAGCUGCCAAUCAACCAUCCAACGUGCUGGAUAGUAAUUAAACUCGUUUACACAAUGGAGUUAGUACUCAGGAAGUGUCAGUACUGGAAACACUAUUGCAGGGCAUGUGACAUUUGCUUUAGGAUGGGUAAUGUGCGCGCCUGUAUCACUGUACCACUGCCCUGUGACCCAACAUUCCACGACAAGCUUCAAACUCCUCUCAAACUCUUCGUUUGGGACCAGACAGCCAGUCGGAUGGACAUAAUGGCCUUCACACCUGUGUUCUUAUUAACACUGUUUACAAAGAUCAGGAAGAGUCAAAAGUGCCAUCACAGGAGGUAUGACUAAUGUAAUGAACAAAAAUGGCCAUUUGGUGGCAGUAUGUAAUCAGAAGGGUGUUCCUGUCGCUGAGAUUAUUUGUUUACUCAUUUGUUACUCUGUUGCCUUAACUAAAAUAUCUUCUAAUAUUCAUAAAUUGAUAUGUAUGUUUUCCUACUCUUUGUAAAAGUACUAUAUAUUUUUAUAUGCAUUUUAAUCUGUGGGCCGCCUUCUGCCAAAGGGCACUGUCAUUUUUUUUACAGAGUUGGCGAUGAUGCAUUUCACUGGACAUAUCAGAUGAUCUGUUUCCCACCAUGUUAAGAUGUAAUGACCAAAUAAUUUGUACAACAUGUAUAUACAUACAUAAAUAUGCUGUGAAAUAAAUUUAUUUUAACUGAAAAGUGAACUGUUUGCUAUCGGGCAUAGAACAGACACAGACAAAAUUAAGUCCUUUAGUGUGUGUGCAGUGUGGGUGGUGUGUGUGCAUGUCACAGGGAGAGUACCUGGCCUCAUAACUCCUCCUUCGGGUCCCUUUCUUCAUUUCAUGGGCACUAUUUUAAAGUGGCACUCUACACAUUGCGAUCAUCAUUUCUUGCCUAUAUGUCUGCACUAGUUGGUCUUACUCAUUUAAGAGUCAACAAAAUAUUUGCUGGAUGAUUUGCCUGCUCUAAACAUGAAUUUUUCAGUCUUUAAUCGCAUUUCAAAAACAUGUUUAAGGCUAAAAUGGGUGGGGUUGUUGUGAGGCGAUGAAGAAGCAUAAUGAGAUGUAGUAUGCAUCCACAUUGCCAAAAUUUGUUUGUGUAUCUACAGCUCACUAAAGUUAAUUCUGAAAUAAAAAAAUA
Molecule: messenger RNA, 3652 nt
Organism: Electrophorus electricus (electric eel)
Lineage: Eukaryota; Metazoa; Chordata; Actinopteri; Gymnotiformes; Gymnotidae
Source: RefSeq, a predicted model, not a curated record